This is a messenger RNA of Odontomachus brunneus, 3563 nucleotides long. RefSeq names its product ras-related protein Rab-21 (gene Rab21). Gene Ontology annotation, molecular function: GTPase activity; GTP binding. NCBI's taxonomy places the organism in Eukaryota, Metazoa, Arthropoda, Insecta, Hymenoptera, Formicidae. The transcript has 4 exons. Gene Ontology annotation, biological process: Rab protein signal transduction. The record is from RefSeq and is a predicted model, not a curated record. Bases 464 to 1192 code for a protein of 242 amino acids.
CAGGUGGCGCAUACAUAAGUCGACAGCACAUUUUCGUAAUCUGUGUAAAUUUGUGCAUUGAUUAGUGGGGACUAGAGUCCUAGAAUAUAAUGUAUUUUAGGCGUCGUAUUGUCGGCAUCAAAUUUAAAUAUACGAUUAUAUAUGAAAUAGUAUUAGAUUAAUUAGAGUAUUUCUAAGUCAUGCUGUAAUGCCACGAAACGAAAAAAAUGAUUUUAGUGCUCGGAUGGAUCGGAGAUUAGCGUAUAGUCGCCAUCACUGCAUCGUAUCGUAUUGCGGACGAACAUUAGACCGGAUGAUUAUGAUAUAAUUACUACUCGCAAACAAUUUAUAGUUUGAGAAGGAAUAUUAUUGUGUCCCUCAACACAGCCGUACGAACACUCCAACUCGGUUGCACAUUAAUAUUGCUUCCUACAACUUAUUUUACAAGUUUAAAAAGUGUACAAGUCGUAGCAUAUUCAGAAUUAUGGCUAGUCCGGUCCUUAACACCACUAAUGGAUAUAAUUUUAAAGUCGUUUUACUUGGCGAGGGCUGCGUCGGCAAGACCUCGGUUGCACUUCGAUACGUUGAGGACAAGUUCAAUGAUAGACAUAUCAGUACACUGCAGGCAUCAUUUCUAAAUAAAAAAUUGAAUAUUAAUGGGAAAAGGGUGAACUUGGCAAUAUGGGAUACAGCUGGACAAGAAAAAUUUCAUGCAUUAGGUCCAAUUUAUUACAGAAUGUCUAAUGGUGCUAUUCUUGUUUAUGAUAUUACAGAUGAAGAUACAUUUCAAAAGGUGAAAAAUUGGGUGAAAGAACUGAAAAAGAUGUUAGGUAGCGAAAUAUGCUUAGCAAUAGCAGGUAAUAAAGUGGAUCUAGAGAAAGAUCGAAAUGUUGCUAUAGAAGAAGCAGAAGAAUAUGCCAAACAAGUGGGUGCUAUGCACUUUCACACAUCGGCCAAGUUAAAUCAGAAUGUUGAAGAAAUGUUCUUAGAUCUAACAAGACGCAUGAUGCAGCAUGCAGACGAGGCAGAACAGAAGUCUACUCUCACAAGGACUAAUAGUACACGUCGCAACGUCGUAGUGGUUGAAGACGAGAUGGAACAAAAUCAACCAACCAGAAGUUCCUGUUGCACCGGUGGUGGUAGUAAUAGUGGCGGCAGUGGUGGUAGUGGAAAAAGCAGUGGUGAUGGCAGUAACAGUGGUGGUUUUUCGUAGAUCUUUCAGUUUGAGUUAUAUUCAAGUUUAGACAAGGUCUAAUCAUAAUGAUUCAUCGAGUAUAUACAAGAUGAGGCAUUUUAGAGUGUGACAAAUUUUACUAUCUUCUAAAAAAUAUUUCUUGAGGUAUCUCUUAAUGUUGCACUACAAAUGCCUUACUUUUUGUGUACAUAUAGAUACAUUAUCCACGUAUGAAUGCACGUGUGUAUACGUAUGCUGAAUUAUACAGAUAUGAAAUCUAUUAUUUGAGAAAAAAAUUGUUGUAAAUUAAUUAGCUAAAUAUUAGCUAGUCACUAGACAAAAACUAUAUAACACAUUAACACGAAAUUUUCAAAGGAAAACUAGAGAAACCUUCGGCUUUUAUCCAAAAUAAUAAUUUAGAAUGAUUGUACAUAUUGAUGUUUGAUGUACGUUGGGUGAUUGAGCUGGAUAUUUCCUGACUAGAGUUUGGCAACACUAAAUUUGGAAAGAAAAUUGACAAGACUAUUGUGGACUGUUAUUGAAAACAGUCCAAAUUGUAUAUGAUCUAGAAUAUGUUCAAUUACAGUAGUAAGCAAAGCGUUACUAAUAGCGAAUUCGGUUGCUUGCACUGAGUGCGCACUAAGGCUCAUUCAUAGUAUGUUAAUAUAUUUAAAAAUUGUCUUAAAUUCUCAAAUAUUUUUAACCAGUAAUAUAUGUAUAACAUCCGUACGAAUCACUUUAUUUGCUAAAAUGUUUUUAAAUAUGUAUUUAAGACACGAUCUUAAAUAUAAGAAUGUACUGUAAACAAGACUUAACGCGCACUCAGUGCGCACUAGUGCAAGCUACCGAAUUCACUAUAAGUCAUAAGACGUGGAACUUCCUAUCACUAUUAUAUGCGAAGCUUAUGUAAUCAGUUAAAGCUCGCUUAUGAGACUUAAAGCUAAAUGCGGUUUCAAAAGUGAAUCGGUCGAACAAACUAAAAACUCGGAAUUUGGCUCACUAGCAUGUUUUCUAUCUUCAAAUAAAAUAUUUUUUGACGAAAAAUUUUUAUAAAAAAUGAUUAAAAUAUAUAUAUUUAUAAAAAAAUAUUUACAAAAGAGAUAUAAUAAUCGGGCUCUUUAUAGUUUUACAACCAUAAAACAAGAAAAAGACAAUAACAGUGCUCAUCGUAAAUAGUCCUCAAAACAAAAUACGUUUCAUCCGAAAUGUUUUUAAAUAGUGAGUACUUUUGGAGAUAAUGGCAUGAGAUUAAAAUAAUAUGUUUUGUAUAUACACAAAUAUAUGUAAUCAUAAUUAUUGUUAUAGUUAUAUAGAUUUCUACGUCACUCACGAGGUGCUAUUGCUGACAUCAUUUUGGAAACAGAAAAAAUAUGACUGUAAAAGAUAUUUUGUCUGUCAAAGAUACCGCAUGUAAAAAAUAACGAUGUAUAUAUUAUGUUUAUAUUGGAUUAGUUAAUAAUGGAAACCACUAAAAAAAAGCAUCAAUAAUAAUAUAUCAUAGGUGAUGUGGAAAAUUGCUUCAUAUAAUAAUUAUAAUUAUAUUUAUUAUUUACAUACGGAAUAUAAUAUUUUAAUCUUUUCACGCGAUUAUCUCCAGAAUUAUUCGCUAUUUAAAAACAUAUUUCAGGCGAAACUUACUCUAUUUUAAAAAAAAUUUAUCAUGAGCAUAAUAUUUUUUCUAUUCGCACAAAACGGGAACUGUUACAGCUUCUUUUUUAUUUCAUGAUUGUAAAUCUAAGGAGCCCCCGAUUAUUUUACUUUUUAUAAAUAUUUCUUUAUAAAUAUAAAUAAGUAUUUUAAUCAUUAUUUUUUAUGAGAGUUAUUUGCCAAAAUUAAGUUUUAUUUGGAAAUAGAAAAUGUGUUAGCGCGAUCAGAACUUCGCGCUUUUUAUAUCGACCGGUUCUUGACUUCGUUUUCCAAAGCCGUUUGAAUCUAACCUUAGUAAGCUUCAUUUCAGUGAGUUUCGCACACGGAUAAGCCAUGCAUGUAAUAGAGAUCAAGUAGUGGAAGAUCCUAUGGCCUAUGAUCUGGUAUUUCUGGUGAUAGAUCGAUUUAUUGUAGCUUCAAAUCUAUCAGAUUCUAAUCAGAUAGUUUUUACAUUGAGGAAGUGAAACACCUUUGCCGUGUGUGUGGGAAACUUAAAUUCAAAAUCCUAUAACUUUUUUUUUAUAUUUUAAUAUUUUAUUAUAAAAUAAAGUAUGAAUUUAUAUUAAAUAUAAAUAUGUAAAUUAGAAGACGAAAAUUGAAAUGAUGAAACAAUAGCAAUUUCUGUAUAACCUUUUUUUCUCUCUCUGUCUCUCACACACACACACAUGACACACACACGCGCGCGCGCGCGCGCGGUGAGUGUCUGAUAAUUUCUUGUAAACAUUUUUAAACGAGGAAAAGAAAAUAUAUUCUUAGUUUUCAA